GUUCAGUGUGGCUGUGCUUUUCUCAGGUUCCCCUCUUCCCAGCCAAGCGCAGUGCGCAGCCUCUCUCGGGUCCUUGGAGGCUCUUGGCUGUUCUUUGGCAACAAAAUUCGUUUCCGGAGUAACUUCACGACCUUUGAAGAGAAAGUCGAAAGAAGGCGAACCAUAAAAAUAGCUUAGCUUACUAUUAGGUCACAUCGAUGUAGUAGUAGUUUCUUGACGAGAUACUCUAUGAGCUACAACUGAAAGGGUGAUUUUCAAUGAUGUGCUGUAGGGUCCACCCAUGGUGGUACAUCGAUCGACAAGACUUGACCAUUCAACGAAUACGACAUCGUCAAAUAAAAAUUCGAUUUGCUUCCAUCACAGCGGACCUUCCAAAAUGCGAGGGAUCGAAACUGUUCAGCAGAGCUGAGUCAUUCACUACACUUCUUCUUUUUGGACCAUCGACCAUCGAUUCGAAUAUUGGAGGCGAGAUCGUCGUCCUGAAGGGCGGGUGUGGACAAUAUCUCAUCAACCAACUCGUCGCAGCGCAGAAUUUCGACUACAACAUGUCGAAUAUUCUGGAUAAGCUGCUAGGGACAGAGUUCGGGUCAUCCUCAAAUUUGAUCUUUAGGGAUAUUGUGCUCUCGAUUUUGCUGGGUCAUGAUUUGAGUUUGAUGAUAGUUCAAGUUAUCUGGUCAUGGCGCGGUCCUCAAUCUAUGCAGUUUAUCCCCCUUCUUCUGCAUAGCUCCCAGUCGCUCACACAAAACAGUUUGCCAACAUUCAUGAUGUCUCAUGGGGCACUAACAGGCGAAGAUGCUAUGCAUGUUUCUGUCCUCAAACCCACCCAAGGCGGUGUCCAAGCCUGA
Molecule: messenger RNA, 845 nt
Organism: Suillus clintonianus
Lineage: Eukaryota; Fungi; Basidiomycota; Agaricomycetes; Boletales; Suillaceae
Exons: 4
Coding region: 258-845 (195 amino acids)
Source: RefSeq, a predicted model, not a curated record